AAUUUAAGCCAUAGGCGACUCCUCUGGGUCUUACAGGCCUAUUAUUAUUAGCAAGCAAUCAGUGAUUAGUCGGUUAUAUAAAUAUUAGUUUUCAGUAAUAAACCAAAGAUGUAUGUACCGCAAACUAUAAAAGCAAAUGUUUCGGGUUCAGUCAUUUAGUGUGUAUUUCAAACUAUUCGAGCGGUGUAAUAAUUAUUUUCGAAAAACAAUAAACAUGUGGCGAAUCACACUCUUCAGUGCCUUACUAAUUCUACUCUGUCAUGGAGAGCCUGCCGAUAUUGCGCGCUUAGUGAAUGAUUUGAGUCAAGUCUUGGAUGCCACAAGUAACAUAAUUUUUUCAUUCGAACCAACACCGCUUUUUGCAACUAUUACGAGGAACUUGACUUUGCCGAAGAUCAUAAUUACAAGAAAUAUAACAUACGAAGUGAGAAUGACUUUCGAUACGCAAAUACUUAGUGUGGUUUUGCUCGAAGAUACUCCAUCAUUGGAUUUUCGCUGGCACAGUAUAGUCUUUAGCACCCUCAGACGUCUGCAUCACAUCGAUGUACUCUUCUAUUGGCCUCGGGAAAUCACUGCUGCGACAGAAAUAUGGUUAGAACUCUUCACACUUUAUUGGCAACAUGGCUUCUCCAAUUUGUUGGCGGUAGAUGUGGACGGCCAACUCUUAACACUGGAACCAUUUCCACAGCUGCGUGUGAUUAACACUACUUUACAGUCGUACAUAAGUCAACGUAAUAAUACUUGGCGUGAUUUGAAGGGUCACCGCUUACGCAUCUCUUCCGCGCACGAUCCACCGCGUACGCUCAUCUAUCGACAGCCCAACAACGGCGAAAGACAGUUCGAUGGCGCUGCGCCUCAAAUAUUCGCUGCGUUCGCGAAGCGUUAUAAUGCAACGAUCGAACCCGUGUUAGCACCAAACUCCGCUGAUUUUAAUAUAGAUCACGUAUGUAGUGAACGAUUACAGGCACGCCUUGUAGAUGCUUGCAGCGAUUGGGGGGUGUAUAGCGCCGAGACUAUUGUGAGCACGCCGUUACAAUUGUAUAACUGUUAUUUAGUGGUGCGUUAUGCGCCACCACUUUCCAAGCUUUAUUACUUCCAGGUGCCCUUUCAGGCGGCCGUGUGGCGGGCUAUCGGAGCCAGCAUCUGUUUGGUGACGCUUAUCACCGCGCUGUUGACACGACUGCAGCGCGGUGAGUGGCACUUCGGUCGUCUGGGUUUGGAUGCGUGGGCUAGCUUUCUGUACUUGCCGUUUGAUCUGCGGUCGAUGGGAACACGCUUGCGCUCACUUAUAUUUGUAACGCUCUGCGUAAGUGGUUUCAUGCUAAGCAAUAUGUAUCUAGGCUACCUGUCGAGCAUACUUGGGAAGAGUGUUUAUGAGCCACAAAUUAAGACGCUGGAAGACUUUGAGCGCAGCAAUCUAACUGUUAUGGCGCAUGAGUAUCAAAAUUUCGUAUUUAGAAAAUAUGGCGUACCACCGAUUGUGGCCGAACGCUUGCAUAUCGUCAGCUAUGAGGAAUUUCUCGUGCAUCGCAAUAAUUUCGACACUCGCUACGCCUAUAUGAAUCCAGAGAUAACACAGGAACUCUUUGCCUACCAACAAAAGUUUUUGCGACGCCCUUUCAUGCAGAAAUUGGAGAAACCGAUCAUUUUCGUUUUGGCAGGUCACGCUCUCAAAGAGGGUUGGCCACUGGAGGAACUCUUCAACAAACAUUCUUUAGAAAUGUACGCCGCUGGGCACUACAAACGUCUCAAGGAGGAAGCGAAUCUAAAAACAAUAAGUUUAGGUUAUGUUAAUUAUGCGAGAAUGGAGCGUACGGGUGUGAGACCUUUGGGUCUGGAGUAUAUUGCUAUGCCAGCGUUGCUUUUGGGCUGUGGCUAUGGUUUGAGCUUUAUGGUGCUGCUGUUGGAGUUAUUGUUUGCGAAAAUGAAGAAGCAUCGGGAGAAUACACUUAAAUCUUUAUCAAAUUAGAGUUGUAUUGUAAAAAUUUUAAAAUUUAUUAUGAAAAUUAAUGUUAGCAAGUGCUUGAACUGUCUUUGUGGCAACGAAAAUAGAGACACGCCGCAUACCAAAGUGACAGUUAUGUUAUAUUGAAUAUGAUAAAUUAUGGAUUUUUAUUAUUACAAAAACAAAAAAUGCAACGCUGCGCAAUAAAGGCAUACACCCACACAAAUCGGAUUUUUUUUUUUUUUUUUGAUUUUCUUUAAUUAAUCAUUGUCUACGGCACACAAAUAU
Messenger RNA from Zeugodacus cucurbitae (melon fly), 2233 nucleotides. RefSeq lists its product as uncharacterized. The transcript has a single exon. The coding region runs from base 137 to 1969 and encodes 610 amino acids. NCBI's taxonomy places the organism in Eukaryota, Metazoa, Arthropoda, Insecta, Diptera, Tephritidae. The record is from RefSeq and is a predicted model, not a curated record.